UCUCUGCAGCCUCCAUGAACAAAAUCCUGCUUCUUCCAACAGGCUGCAAUUUCUAGUGGGAGAUUUGGGAUGUACAUACCUUUCAAAAGUUUCAAAUGGGAGAUGGAGCAUUUCUAAAAUACUGCGUGGCAGAUGUUGUAACUCAGGAGUGAGUGAGGUUCAAGGAAACAGAAGCAAAGAGCUAUGAAGAGUGAAUUGUUUUCUUGGUUCUUCAGUUUACUUGCUGUGCUAUGUUAUACAAGUGGUUUAUCCUCUGUGCCCCAGUACUGCUGCCUGCUGAAAGGAUAUGUUCCCAUAGCACUUUGCAGAGUCUAACUUGAAGAAAAGCUCUGUGAAUCUGAUGAAAAAUGCACAGAAGGGAGAAAAUUUUUCAUUCUUUAAGAUCUAAUCAGAGGGUCACUGACUUCAAUGGACUUUGGACUGGAAAUCCAGUCCUCACUCAUUCUUUUACUACACAUAGAAAUUAGUAUACCUCUGAACACACACAAAAAAAUUACUUCAGCUUGUAUUUUACAGUACACUGGCACUAAAAAAGUUCCAAAAAUGAUCACAAGCUUGAUGGAUUAAGCAGAGUGAAGAAUUAAGCUACAAAGAAGUGCAUGCUCCAAGCUUUAACAAUUGUUCGACUAGCUCAGCUGCAAAGCUCCCAAAGGCUGGUGGGUUUCUUGUUGUGCCAUCUGAAGACAAGAGAGGAAAGGAAAAAGAAAAAAAAAAGAAAGAAAAAAAAACGGUCACAGCCAGUUAGCCACAGUAGACUGAGUUCUCAGGAACACAUCUGCAAAUUGAGCAGAUAGAUUCCCCUCCAUGCCACAAGCCCCUGUGCUGUCAGAGAAGAUUCCUCAAAGUGCUCACAUUUGAAUCUCAAUUACAGAGAAAGAUUUUGGAAGACACAAAAGCACUCCAUCAGCCAGAUACUGCAGGAUGACCCAGCCAGCAGAUGCGAUGUCACUGCAGAUGGUAUCGGCUGUCAGCAAUUCAUCCUUGCUUCAGCCAGGUUCUUCCCUGCUGAAUUUUGAUGGACACGUCUUCUUUUUUGGGCAGAAAGGAUGGCCGAAGAGAUCCUGUCCCACGGGUGUUUUCUUCCUUGAUAUAAAGCAGAAUGAGCUCAAAAUGAAACCUGCUGCCUUCUCUAGGGAUUCCUGUUACCUUCCCCCGCUCCGCUACCCAGCUAUUUGCACGCUUAGAAGCGAUGGGGAGUCUGAUAAGCACCAGUACAUUAUUCAUGGUGGGAAAACACCUAACAAUGAUCUUUCUGAUAAGGUUUACAUUAUGAAGGUGGUAAACAAAACUACCAAGAAAACCACGUUUCAAUGCACUGAGAAAGAUCUAGAUGGAGAUGUCCCUGAAGCUAGAUACGGGCAUACAAUUAAUGUAGUUCAUAGCCGGGGAAAAAGCAUGAUUGUUAUAUUUGGAGGUAGAUCAUAUAUUCCUCUUGCACAGAGAAUUACUGAAAAAUGGAAUAGUGUAGUUGACUGUUUGCCAUUUGUGUUUCUUGUUGAUUUUGAGUUUGGAUGCUGUACGUCAUACAUACUUCCAGAGCUUCAAGAUGGACUUUCCUUUCAUGUUUCAGUUGCCAGGAAUGAUACAAUCUACAUUUUGGGAGGCCAUUCACUUCAAAAUAACACCCGGCCUCCCAGCCUUUACAAGCUAAAAGUCGAUCUCCCGCUGGGCAGCCCAGCUGUGACCUGCUCUAUCUUGCCAGGGGGAAUAUCUGUGUCGAGUGGUAUUGUGACUCAGACUGGUGAUACUGAAUUCGUCCUUGUUGGGGGCUACCAGUCUGACAACCAGAAACGGAUGAUCUGUAACACCAUAGUUUUGGAAAAUAAUAAAAUAGAGAUUGUUGAAAGGGCAAGCCCAGAUUGGACACCCGAUAUUAAACACUGUAGGAUGUGGUUUGGCUGUGAUAUGGGCAAAGGGUCCAUAUUGUUGGGUAUUCCUGGGGCCAACAAACAGUUAAUCUCAGAUGCAAACUACUUCUACAUUUUGAGAUGCAACAGAGCAGAAGAGGAUGAAGAAGAAGAAUUGACAUCACAAGCAUGCAGUCAGGCAUCUACCGAAGACCAAGGAGACUCCACUCCAUUUGAAGAUUCCGAAGAGUUUUCUUUUAGUGCUGAAGCCAGUAGCUUUGAUGUUGAUGACAUUGAUACUUACAAUGAAGACGAUGAAGAAGAUGAAUCAGAAACAGGGUACUGGAUCAUCUGCUGUGCCAGCUGCAAUAUUGACAUUAACACCUGGGUGCCUUUCUAUUCAACAGAACUCAACAAGCCUGCAAUGAUUUUGUGUUCCAGUGGGUCUGGCCAUUGGGUUCAUGCACAGUGUAUGGAUCUGUCAGAGAGCAUGCUCCUUCGGCUCUCCGAAGCAAAUGUCAAGUACUUCUGCAAUGAGCAUGUUGACCUUAAUAAAGGGCUGCAAACUCCCAAAAAGGCGGUGCAUCUGAAAAAGCAACCCAUGAAACGACUGCACAAAAAGAAAACCAUGAAGUUAACCACACCAGUGAAAAAGUCUUUUCUUCGGAGAUUAUUUGAAUAGAUUUGUGCCACUGAUUUGUAUUCAACUGGGAGACUAAAACAGCUAGCAGUAGUUGAAACAAAAUGGGUUACUGAGGUUCCCACUGAUCAUUUUAUUAAAUUGAUAUUAUCUCAAUAUUUCAGUUAUAUUUCAAAACUCAUGAGCAUUUUUUGUUUCUUAUGUAUGUUUUUGUAAUAUCCAUAUAGGAAGCUUAUCACAGAGGGCAUCGUACAAACACACAGCCAGAUAUUGGUAACUUAGUGCUAUAUUUUUUACAGUAGUAUAACUUACUCUCCAAUCAUUCCCAGUAAAUGUGGUAGAACUCCUUUAGGAAAAGAUGUUAUCUCAUGUACUCAGUGGUAUUAGCAUCUGUCAGUAAACAAAGACCAUAUUGCCCAUUUUAUUUUUUUUUUAUCUUAGCAAGUAGUUCUAGAAAUAUUUGGCCUAAUUUAUAACUGCCUUGCUCUGAUUUUACGUUAGUGUAAUGAGCUAAAAUUAGACUAAUUAAUCUGCUUUUAAAUUGAAGUGAUUUUUAAGUCCCUUGUGUCAGAAAUAAUGAAAUAUUCAGAUGCUGAGGGUCAGUUUUCUUCAGGGACUUCCAUUACGAAAAUCUUUCAAGUAUUUAAUUCUGGAUAAUUCAUUUUUUAUUUUGAAAGGUACUGAGUGGUUAUGUGUCAGGUUUGGCUAUCAUUAAGGAUUAUCACCUCACAGUAAAAGUUAAAUUACAUUUUUAAACCACUGUGCUCAACAACUGCUUUGCAAUUGUAUUUUUAAAAAUAUAUA
Centrocercus urophasianus (Greater sage-grouse) is the source of this 3291-nucleotide messenger RNA. It is a transcript of the gene RAG2, whose product is annotated as recombination activating 2. Gene Ontology annotation, cellular component: nucleus; DNA recombinase complex. Gene Ontology annotation, biological process: V(D)J recombination. Bases 922 to 2529 code for a protein of 535 amino acids. The record is from RefSeq and is a predicted model, not a curated record. The transcript is spliced from 4 exons. Lineage: Eukaryota; Metazoa; Chordata; Aves; Galliformes; Phasianidae. Gene Ontology annotation, molecular function: sequence-specific DNA binding; protein binding.